Molecule: messenger RNA, 842 nt
Organism: Tripterygium wilfordii
Lineage: Eukaryota; Viridiplantae; Streptophyta; Magnoliopsida; Celastrales; Celastraceae
Product: protein TERMINAL FLOWER 1
Exons: 4
Coding region: 48-575 (175 amino acids)
Biological process (GO): negative regulation of flower development; vegetative to reproductive phase transition of meristem
Cellular component (GO): nucleus; cytoplasm
Source: RefSeq, a predicted model, not a curated record
CUCUCUCUCUCUCUAGCUCUCUAGCUCUCUCAGAAAAAUAAAUUAAAAUGGCAAGAUCUUUGGAGCCUCUGAUAGUAGGGAGAGUGAUAGGAGAUGUUCUUGAGCCUUUCAUUCCAAGCAUAAAAAUGAGCGUAUAUUACAACAACAAGCAGGUGAACAAUGGACAUGAAUUUUUUCCUUCAGCUGUUGCAACUAAACCUAGGGUUCUGAUUCAAGAAGGUGACAUGAGAUCCUUCUUUACUCUGGUGAUGACUGAUCCAGAUCUUCCUGGACCUAGUGAUCCUUAUUUGAGGGAGCAUCUGCACUGGCUAGUGACAGACAUUCCAGGCACAACGGAUGCCACAUUUGGAAGAGAAGUGGUGAGCUAUGAAAUCCCAAGGCCUAAUAUAGGGAUCCACAGGUUUGUGUUUGUUCUGUUCAAGCAGAAACGCAGAGAAACAAUAGUGAGUAAUAACCCACUUUGUUCGAGGAACAACUUCAACACCAGAAGUUUUGCUGCUGAAAACGAUCUUGGCCUUCCUGUUGCUGCUGUUUACUUCAAUGCGCAAAGAGAAACAGCCGCUAGAAGACGCUAAUCAUCAUCCAAUAACGAUAGAGAUUCCAUCAAUUGGUAUUUCAGUAAUCCUAAUCAUUGAAUUGUACGUAUAGAAUUUCAAGUGUAUCAUGUAAGAAAUGUGGAGCAUUCGAAUUUACUUGAAUCUCGUACGUUCAACCCAAUUAUUGAGAAAUUUGUCAUUUUCGAAUAAUCAUAUCAUUUGUGGUAAUUGAUUAGAUUAGUCCUUGUGUGAAACUGUGAAAGUUUAUUUCUAUUUAUAGCUUGUGGUACUGUCACAUUGAAAGGA